AGCCACAGGACGGGACUGCCCGAGCUCGGUGCCAGUCCAUCGUUUCCUGAUUCCAGACAAUCACUACUUCUGCAGAGACGGCAGCGUCGCUGUUGACAGUAAGGACCAACCUACGGCUGAGAAAAGUAACGCUAGUCUCGUUAAAGGUUUGUCUUUCACAAUGGCGGAUAACAGGAAGACUACAGAUUAGCUGAUGCAUCAUAAUCAAAUGCAGAAAUCAGGCUGGCCCUCGACUGGCAACUCGGAAAAUACUAGCGGGAGCUGGAACAACGCCAUGGACGCUUCUCAGUACCCAGGCUACCCCUCACACUACUGGUACCCACAGUCUCAUUCCACGGGACACUAUGCAAAUUCCUACCCCUCUGGUUCAGAUGUUCAACCCCAGUACAAUCCACAGGUAAUGCCGGCAGGUUAUCCAAAUGGUCAUGGUGUCUACAGCCCAGCGCAGAGUCAAUAUCCAGCAAGUGGAUUCCACCCAUCCAACCCUUUCUACUGUGCCGACGCUCAGAGACAGGCCCCAGGUACUUACCCUAACCAGGUCUGUCCUGCGGAGCAGAGCAGCGGGACGUCUGGGCAGCCACACUCUCAGCACCAACAUCAUCACUAUCCUGGUCCACACUGUCAAGGGGGUCCUGGAUAUCCUCCAGGGGCGUACCCUCACUACAGUGAAGGUGGUCAUGCAAUGACUUCAAACCCCCCAUACCCCACUGGCCAGCCUCUCCACACAAACCCUCAGGCCGAUGCUUGGGCGCACUCUGGUGCGUAUGCCCCCCCACAGCAGCAAUGGCAGGCAGGUCAGCAGCCUCCACAAAACCACUACGGAAAUCCUGUCCGCCCACCACAUCCUCCAGCAUGGCCAGGAACUGGAAGUGGCGCUCCUCCACCUUACCAACCCAAGGAGCAACAGCACCAACGUGCUCCACAAGUGGGACCCAAACCAAGGCCAACCCCAUCCCUGAAUCCCCCAAAUGGAAAACCUGCUGAAAUAAGUUCACCUCCCCAAAUGUACAACAAAACCGGGAGAGGUGAGCCUAAUCCUUCGCAAGGUGACCCCCCGCCCUCGGCCCCAGUACAAGCUCCAGCUCCAGGCCAUGCUGGACCUCAUCCCCUGAGCGAUAACCCCGGUCUAGCUAAGGUCCAACAGGUCAUGGCCAGAAUGCCACUGCUUCAGGAGGAUGUUGAUGAGUUUGUUGGCAAAAAGACAGACAAGAGUUAUCGUUGUCUGGAGGAACUGCUGACCAAAGAGCUGCUGGUGCUGGACUCCGUGGAGACUCAGGGACAGGAGAAUGUCCGGCAAGCCCGAAAGGAGGCUGUACAGAGGAUCCAGGCCAUUCUGGACCAUCUGGAGAAGAAAGCCUUCUGAACUGGACUUAUUUACUGGUUUGUGGGUCACUAUGUCUUGCUGUUUUCUUCUUCCAGAUCUUCCAUGGACACAAUGAGGGUCAAUUCCUCUCUCUCUCUCUCUCUCUCUCUCUCUCUCUCUCUCUCUGAGCUGUUAUCUUAAAGUUUUUUUCCACCAUCAUGAUAUAAAAUGCCACAAAUAAGUGGCAUGGACCCAGACCAAGACAGAGCAAUUAUUGGUACCUGGAAUCAAACUUUAAAGCCCAAUUAUGCUGGUAAAAGUGACAUGAUGGUGUUAGAAGUGUAAACUGAUGGUUGCACAGAUCAUAAGUGACUUCCAGCCUCAGUGAGUGACUGUGCAGGAUACACAAUCUGACACUCUUGCUCAGCUUCUCUUUAAUGUCAUGCCUUUGCCAGCAUAAUGCAGGGCAGAGUCACAGGAUGAUUAAUUUAGUGCCACUUUGCAACUGUUGGUGGUCUCUAACCUGUGAUUCAGAUUCAUGCUGUCCCUCAGGAUUGCGGGUUGGAUUUGGUCUGAUCCUGCAUCUUUUUUCAUCUCUCAGUCCGUUUGCACGAUAUUGUCAUCCCCUCCGAUAGAGGCCAUACAAUUAGUUGCCCAUUGUCACUUACUUUUCAAUUUCUCUGCAGGAAUAGGUGCAAAGCUUUCCUUUUCAAUUGUGCUCCCAGCCCUGCAUGCACUGUAAUGUCAGAUAAGCAGUCAAUACAGUCCUUACAUCUCAAAGCUCAUAAUUGAGCCUAAAGCUUAACAGAUUAGUUAAAAAGAAAGAUAAAGAUUGCUUUCCCCAUUAUUCCAUCUCUUGGAUGAAAUUUCUUCCUGAGUACAGAUCUAGAAUCAGACCUACAUAUGAAUGCCAUGUAUUUUACUCUAGGAACUACUGUUAUUACAGAUACAUAGGACAUAAGGAAGUUUAAGAUUACUUGAAAAUAUGUUAAAUUAUGUUCUUUUUAUCCCUUUUUGAACACUUGGAAUAUAUAUAUGACAAGCAAGUGAAUUAUAUUUUCAGAAUUAAGUGUUCCAUCAGUUGCUGUAUGUACUUCAACAUUUUCAGUAAUGUUUUGUGCUUAAUGACAACGUUGGUCACAGCUCUUGGAUCAAGUGUUUAAUUUUGACAUUGUUUCUGUUUUCUGUCAUACUAAUAUCCUUGUUAUACAAAUCCACAUUUCCAGCGUAAUCUAUUUUCAUGUGUAGAGCAAUUCUUUUUUCAAUCAUUCAUUCAAACAAAAAAAGAGUGCCAUAUUUCAGGGGAUGGUUUUAUAUAGUUAGAAAAAAAAAAUUAAAAAAUGAUCACAAGCUUUGCAUGAAAAAAACAAAAAACACCUGUCAUAUGUGUUCAUUUUCCUGUGCUGUUAGCUUUCUGCUUGGAUGGAGCACAACUGUACAGCUCAAGAUGUAAUGCAUGUUUCCAACACAAGAUGGGAAUCUUUGCCUGAUAAGUAUUUCAAUUAUUAUUAAGUGAGAAAAUUGCAGAGAAAUAAUUACAUGUCAGUAUAUUUUUUAACCUGUGAUCAAAUUAAUAUUAUUUUUUCUCUCACUGUUUUAUAUUGAAUACAAAUACAGUUUUGAAACCAAAUUUAUCCAAGAAAUAUUCCACUCUUUAUGGAUAAUGGGGCAGAUAAAUGACCAUAUUUCAUUCUUAAAAAGAAACUCCUGUUAUAAAAUUAAAGAAUGAUA
This is a messenger RNA of Anoplopoma fimbria (sablefish), 3034 nucleotides long. It is a transcript of the gene bag4, whose product is annotated as BCL2 associated athanogene 4. Gene Ontology annotation, molecular function: adenyl-nucleotide exchange factor activity; protein-folding chaperone binding. Gene Ontology annotation, biological process: protein stabilization. Lineage: Eukaryota; Metazoa; Chordata; Actinopteri; Perciformes; Anoplopomatidae. The transcript is spliced from 5 exons. The record is from RefSeq and is a predicted model, not a curated record. Gene Ontology annotation, cellular component: cytosol; nucleus; membrane. Bases 194 to 1363 code for a protein of 389 amino acids.